Molecule: messenger RNA, 2663 nt
Organism: Annulohypoxylon truncatum
Lineage: Eukaryota; Fungi; Ascomycota; Sordariomycetes; Xylariales; Hypoxylaceae
Exons: 4
Coding region: 344-2545 (733 amino acids)
Source: RefSeq, a predicted model, not a curated record
UAUACCGAGCUAGAAUGCCUUGUCUUCCUUUCUUGAUUUCUGCGAAGAUAUUCGGUGGCUUUCUUGAAGACCGGUGAGGUGAUCUACCUUCCAUCAGAUGGCGCCGCCGUGGAGACACCCAAUCAAGGACUUAGACUUAGGGAUACAAUAUGUCAUCUCAACAUACGAAGCAUGUGCCACCCAUACCCCGCUCUUUUUAAGGGAAAUGGAGGCUUCGUUUGUAGUAGCCCUGGUGAAUAUUUUAUUUAAAGAGUGAGAAUUCCAACAAUCUUAAUGGGCUUAACUUCCGUCUCUGGAUUCUCGUCAUCUGGUACGCGGUUAAGAUUCCUUGAACCGCAACAACAUGGCCGAAUCAGCUCUAGCUACGGUAGGAGCCGCGGCGAGCCUCGUCCAGCUUGGCGACGCGGCCUUACGGUUGUGUCGCAGUAUCUCUAGUUUCAUAGGCGAACUGAAGGAUGCAAAAGACGAUAUGCGACACCUCCGGAGUAAACUCGAUGAUACGAAUUCCCUUAUGAGGAACCUGAUUGCCUAUAUCCGCGAGUUCCAAGACGCCCCUUCAACGAGUAAGGAGCACGAGGUCUUACCGGAAGUAGUUGUGGGUGCUGUCCAACACUUCCAUGAUAGCCUCAGGUCAGUUCGCGAAUGUCUACCACCUGAUCUAUCACCUAGCUUUACGCAAAAGUUUUGUUUCGUUUUCGAUAAGAAGAAGAUCCGGAGCGCUAUAUCCAAACUUGAGGGGUGUAAGGCCAGUACUUCGUUUGCAUUGAAUAUCAUCUGUAGCCGAAACAAUAUCAAGUUACGUGAUGGCUUGAUCAGCCUUAGAAUAGAUGCCGAGACAAUAGCUGCCGAGCAGAAAACAGCCUUACAGAUCUCCUCACAGCAAACAUCCCAAAUACUGACUGAAAUUCAAGAUAUAUCUCAGCAGCAGUCACAGUCACUUAGGUCUUUGGAACAAGUCGACAAACAAAUUUCAGACACUACGGCCCAGCUUCAGUCUUUACAUACAAUGAUGACAACCCAGAGCAUUCAUCCUCAGCGGCAGCGCUCUACUCAGACGUUCACCGCCGUUGACGAAGACACUCUUGCGAAGCUCGUGCGGAUUUGUGUGAUGCAGACGGUUGAAAUGGUCACCCCCGAUGUGAAUAGAGACGAAACGAGUAAGAUUAACGAUCUUAGCACCAAUGUCGCCUCACAAGCUCAUCGCCAGGGAUUCUUCGAUGCGAAAGAAGCCGAAUCAUCGCACGCGCCAGCGCCAGAAUUUUCAAUUCGGAACCGCAAUCGAGCUCGGAGAUCCAAUAUUGUGCGACUUUUCCAAAACUAUAAAACCAUUCGACUAAGAUGGGCGACAUUCAAUUUGCGCGUCACCGGGUGGAGACAUCGUCAAACGGAGUCUCGAAGCUCUGCCUCAUACUUUUCCAUCGAGAUUGAUUUUAUACCUCGGCGCUUUGUUCCCUUUGGUAUAUCUUCAUCUUAUACGAACACCCCGAAUCGCGCAGGGUACUACAACGUCUGCCCCACCAUCCUGACGUUUAAUAUUAUCCCUGAUAGCAUACCGAUAGACCGCAUUUUUGAAGUUGACGAAAUAGAUACGCUACGACGUUUGAUAAUGAACCGUGAGGUGGGCGUGAGGGAUCAUACUAGAUUUGGAACUCCUCUCCUCAAGCUGGCACUAAAGUUUAGCUCCGCGAAGUGUUUUCAAUACUUGGUAUCUGGAACUGGAGUUCCAAUUUCAACAGUUCUCAGUUUUUCAAACAUAACCGAUUCCACUCUCGUCUAUUUUUCGGCAGCUGCUUAUAUGUCAGUUUGGAGAGACAUUCCAAUCUUCAGAGCCUGUGACUGCUGGCGUGCCAUUUUGGACACUGGUCUGUUUGUCGAUUCUCAUCAGAGAUUCCUUCCACAGAUUUGGGCCAUUAUCUGGAUGUAUAGGGAAAAGCGCUCUGCAAAUCAAACUUACCCGAUCCUGGAAUAUGGCUUACAGGUCAUUCAGGAAUAUAAAAACAUCGGAUUCGACAUCGAAUUAUUCGCGUGGCUGAAAGAUGAAGUCUUCGUCAACUCGCUGUAUACCUUUCUCUAUCACGAAUUCUGUCUGGAACUCAGCUUCGAAGCUGGCGAAGACCCCAUGAAUGCGCCGUUGAAAGACUAUGACGGAUUGCGUCCUUUAGAAUGUGCGGUCAGCUAUCUGGACGGGUUACCAAUCGGUAAUGAACUCGAUUGGAACAAGUUGCCCGAUGCCUUGUCACCACGCGUCCUAGUCUUACUCAUCAAGGCUGGAGCAGACGUCUUCUACGUUAACGACCACCCCAGAUCGAUCACAGAUCUAGCGCUCGAAUUGGGUGUCGAGCACCUGUGGAAAGCGGCGCUUAUUGAAUGUGGAUACGAUCCGAGCGAGGUCAAAGCGGAGAGUGAACGACGGAAGAUGGUGGCUAGGAGACUUCAUCCAGCAGAACGGAGUGGCGUUGAUACUGGACCGAUGAACUCUACACAUGACUUGAGACAUAGGUCUGCGGCAAGGACUACAUCGAGCGAAAUGUCGGCGGUGGAUUAAACCGCUACAAGGGGCGUUGGUUAUCCUUUAUCCGAAAUAGGGGGUUAGUACAAUUUCUUUUCCUCAGCUAGGAUCCGAUCAGGAGUAACAUCGGAAGGAAAACCAAGGAGUUCAAUCA